AUGGGUGUCUUCACGGUAAACUGGCCAGUCAAAGACAUUGCCUAUACCGCCGUUGUUGGGCUCGUCAUGCUGAUGGCCUGCCUAGAAUGGCUUCUUUGGUUUGCUGCUUUCCUCUAUUGUCUUGUAAAGGCGUUCGGCAAAGCAGAACAUUGGUCAAUCCGAGUCCUUUGCGUCGUCGUUGGUUUGGCUUUUGCCGCCCUUCGAUGCAUAUUUCUACCGGUUAUGCUGGUGACGCUUCCCCUGCCGCCAGCCGUCUCGAAUUUGUGGCCAACAUUCUUCUCUUCGUUGUUGCAAUGGUUCGCCUUCUGGAGCUUCGCCAUCUUGCUCACCGUUCCGUGGCUGUUUUGCAUCUACCAACUUGUCACAAACCACUUGGGACGGAACAAGAGGGUCAAACGAGUUUUGGACGACUCGACCGCUCCAAAGGUCGUCGUAGUCAUGCCAUGUUACCAUGAAGAUCCCCUUGUCCUCAUCGCCGCUGUUGAUUCCAUCGUCGAAUGCGACUACCCAGCGUCAUGCAUUCACCUGUUCUUAUCUUUUGACGGCGAAUCAAUAGAUGAGCUUUACCUACACACAAUGCAGGCUCUUGGGGUGUCAAUUAUUUCGAAACCAUACCCCAGCUGUAUUGACCUUGUCUACAAGGCCGUGCGAGUGACCGUGUCGCGAUUUCGUCACGGUGGCAAGAGGCAAUGCCAAAAAUUGACAUACGACCUUAUUGAUAAGGUCUAUACAGACUACAUCAGGCAUCUUGACAACAUCUUCAUUCUCUUCAUCGACUCGGACUGCAUCCUUGACAGAGUUUGUCUCCAGAACUUUGUGUAUGACAUGGAACUCAGUCCAGGCAACGCCAGGCAAAUGUUGGCCAUGACGGGGGUUAUCACCUCGACGACUAAAAAACACAGCAUCAUCACUUUACUUCAAGACAUGGAAUACAUCCACGGGCAGCUUUUUGAACGCACCGUAGAGUCCGGCUGUGGCUCAGUUACUUGUCUUCCAGGAGCGCUCACGAUGCUCCGAUUCUCUGCCUUUAGGAGAAUGGCCAAAUAUUAUUUUUCUGACAAGGCUGAAGAGUGUGACGACAUAUUCGACUAUGCCAAGUGCCACUUGGGCGAGGAUCGCUGGCUCACACAUCUCUUCAUGAUAGGUGCCAAGCAAAGAUAUCAGAUUCAAAUGUGCACUUCGGCUUUCUGCAAGACAGAGGCAGUGCAGACAUACAGAUCUCUCGUCAAACAGCGGCGUCGAUGGUUUCUGGGGUUUGUGACAAACGAGGUUUGCAUGCUAACUGACUGGCGGUUGUGGAAGCGAUACCCAGCCUUGAUCCUGGUGAGGUUUCUGCAGGAUACAAUACGAACCACGGCGCUUUUGUUUCUCAUCAUGGUCUUGGCGCUGUUGACGUCAACCGCGACCGUGCGGAAUUUGCCCGUGGGCUUCAUUGCCGUGUCGUUGGGAUUGAACUGGCUUUUGAUGCUCUAUUUUGGGGCCAAGCUGAAGAGGUUUAAGAUGUGGUUUUACCCUCUCAUGUUCAUCCUAAACCCGCUCUUCAACUGGUACUACAUGGUUUACGGGAUUCUAACGGCAGGUUCACGAACAUGGGGUGGACCACGAGCUGAUGCGGCGGCGGCGAACAUGCACACAACAGCCAGAGAGGCAGCGGAACAAGCAGAAAAACAGGGAGAUGAAUUGAAUAUCGUGCCCGAGAGCUUCAAACCAGCGAAGGAAGCCAGAGCACUUGCCAAUGAGCCCCAUCGGCCGCCUGCCUCGGUUUGCCGCCAAAGAAGUGUUGUCCGCCCCCCAAAUGCGAUUGACGGUCAAUUUUCAGGUCUUGGUCGUGCAACCGAGCUUGCGGCUUUCAACGGAAGAAAACUGCUAUGUGAUGGAGCGGUGUCCAAUGAGCCAGGGCGCUACACAGUGAAUAAUGGCUCGCAGUCGGCACACGCGGCAUAUGAAAUAGCACUUGAAAGCAGGGUGGGGUUUUUCAUGGGUGAAGAGGACAAAAGGAAAUACACCACAGCUCAACUGGCACAGAGACAGCCUCUUGCACAUGAGCCAGGCAUCGACCCUGGUGCGGAUGCCGGAUGA
This is a messenger RNA of Ustilaginoidea virens, 2079 nucleotides long. RefSeq lists its product as uncharacterized. Lineage: Eukaryota; Fungi; Ascomycota; Sordariomycetes; Hypocreales; Clavicipitaceae. Bases 1 to 2079 code for a protein of 692 amino acids. Gene Ontology annotation, molecular function: chitin synthase activity. The transcript is spliced from 3 exons. Gene Ontology annotation, cellular component: cell septum; cell periphery. The record is from RefSeq and is a predicted model, not a curated record.